GUUGGCGAGCCACAGUGCGGUCCGAUGGGAUAGGUACAACCGAUUCUCUAGUCUAGUAGCGUGUAAGAUCCGAACAGGAGAGAACGUGCCAAGUUCCAACGACGCGACGAGCGAUGCUGCAUUAACCGCGUCCGGAAACGAAGAAACCACCGUAACUUUUCCUUUCUUCGGAUAAUUAUCGCGAAACUAUUCGAACCAACGAUUUGCAGUGCCUGUUGCGCGACAAUCUUCUCGAAUGUUUGCCAUUCGAUGAACUUUUCCAUCUAAAUACAGUAAAGAAUUAGGGACAGCGACGACGGUGUGCACGUGCGACACGAGGAAACGAUUUGAUGCUUUGGGAAGGGAAGUCUGCUCUCGUAGGAGGGCACCGUGCCAGGAAGCCGAUAUUGAUGUGAACGAGACCCUACGGAAAACCACGGAAAAAUGUGGCGUUUAGUGUUUCUUGUAAUUAGCGCGGUAAUGGCCGGGGAAUCGGGUCCAGAAAUUGAAUAUCCCGAAACUCCGAUAGAGUAUUCACCUCUGCCCCAGGAAGAGGAUAUACCCUCGCCACUCCCGGGAAUGUUAUAUCCACGGGAAAGUGAAUCGCGAGAGGUGAAAUCUCUAGAUGGCAUGUGGGAUUUUGUCAUUUCCCCAUCAGGAGACGCGCUAAUGGGUUAUAGAGAGGCAUGGUUUGCCGAUGAACUAUCAAAGGUAGGAAAUGUGAUGCAAAUGCCAGUACCUUCGUCGUAUAACGACAUUACAACCUCCAGGGAUUUGAGAGAUCAUAUGGGCAGCGUUUGGUAUCAACGAUCUUUCUUCGCACCUCCUUCUUGGCGAGAACAAAGAGUCUUUGUCAGAUUUGGUUCUGUCAAUUACCUCGCGCAAGUGUGGAUAAACGAUGAUCUGGUAACCAACCAUGAAAUGGGUCAUCUUCCGUUUGAAGCCGAGAUAUCUUCGUAUUUGAUUUAUGGCGGUAAAAAUCGCAUAACCGUCGCAGUUGAUAAUACUUUGCUUCAAACUAGCAUACCACAAGGAAAAAUUAUCUUCACUCCCGUCGAUAACGGAACGAUACGCUUGCAAACUUACACUUUCGAUUUUUUCAAUUAUGCUGGCAUACACAGACCAGUUUUGCUGCAUACAAAACCACGCGUCUACAUCGAAGAUAUUACUGUAAAGACCGGACUAAUCGGUGAUACUGGUAUCGUAAAAUACAUAAUUCAACCGGCAGGCCUGCAGGAGCAUGAAAUUCCUAUCUGUAGAGUAAGCCUGUUCGAUGCCAAGGGUAUUUUAGCUAUACAGGAGCCUAUUUACGGACUUUCCGGUACGCUAAAGGUACCAUUUCCUAAGCUCUGGUGGCCUAGGGGUAUGAAUCCUAGUCCUGGAUACCUUUACACCCUAAAGGUUACAUUGUCGGUGGCGAAUGACAGCAAAGUAGACGUCUACAGGCUUCCAAUUGGCAUCAGAACAUUGGCCUGGACGAAUACGAGUUUAUUACUUAACGAUAAGCCCGUGUACAUGCGAGGAUUUGGUAGACACGAGGAUUCGAUUCUGAGAGGACGCGGUCUCGAUUUGGUCACCGUUGCCAGGGAUCAUGAGCUACUACAAUGGAUCGGUGCUAAUGCCUAUAGAACCAGUCAUUAUCCUUACAGCGAUGAAGUACUUGAUACUGCUGACCGGUUAGGUUUUCUCAUCAUCGGCGAAUGUCCUUCGGUAGACACUGAAAAUUUUUCACCGAUUCUUCUUGCACGUCACAAAGACUCGUUAUCGGAGCUCAUAAGGAGGGAUAAGAAUCGACCUUCGGUAAUUAUGUGGUCCAUCGCUAAUGAGCCCAGGACGCAACUUCCGGAAGCUGGUGAAUACUUUAAACAAGUUGCUCAUCAUACGAAAGCACUCGAUCCUACCAGACCAAUUACUAUUGCCAUGGCUCGAGCAGUUCAGGAAGACAAAGCAGGCGAAUACCUUGAUGUAAUUAGCUUUAAUCGUUAUAACGCUUGGUAUAAUAACCCAGGUCGGCUCGAUACAAUAACGACCAGAGUUAUAGAAGAGGCUGAAGCGUGGCACAGAAAAUAUAAUAAGCCUGUGCUUAUGUCCGAGUAUGGAGCUGAUACUAUGCCUGGAUUACACGAGUUGCCUGAAUAUAUAUGGAGCGAAGAGUAUCAGAAGGAAGUAUUAUCUAAACAUUUUGAAGCCUUUGAUCAACUAAGAAACGAAGGAUUUUUUAUUGGGGAAUUUAUUUGGAAUUUUGCCGACUUUCGAACAGCUCAAACAUUCAUUCGAGUAGGUGGCAACAAGAAAGGUGUAUUUACAAGAGAUAGACAACCAAAAAUGGCAGCUUAUCAUGUUCGAAAAAGGUAUCAUUUUCUUCAAAAGGAAUUGGACGGAACAGAAAUACCGACAGAUCUCGAAGAUUAUAUAUCGCUUCACUAUUCUUUUCAUUCAAGGCUUUAAUAUCAUAUCUUUUAGUAUUUUGCUAUUGUUGUUAAUCACUUUUUAAAGAGAACAAUUUGUUAUUUAUCUAUAUGUAAACAUUGUAUCAAAAUUAUUUGCUUGUUUGUUUCUCUUUUAAUGUGUAAUCUUCAUCUUUGCGAAAAUGCUACCAUCCCUGAAGUCUAAAUAUUGCCACCAUUAUAUGAGCAUACAUCAGUUAUUAUCAUUCUAUGUUUAAUAAAUGCAAGUUUUACAUUGAUUUUUUAAUAAAUGUUUUUAUACAAAAUA
Molecule: messenger RNA, 2694 nt
Organism: Bombus pyrosoma
Lineage: Eukaryota; Metazoa; Arthropoda; Insecta; Hymenoptera; Apidae
Product: beta-glucuronidase-like
Exons: 12
Coding region: 424-2427 (667 amino acids)
Biological process (GO): glucuronoside catabolic process; carbohydrate metabolic process
Molecular function (GO): carbohydrate binding; beta-glucuronidase activity
Source: RefSeq, a predicted model, not a curated record